Molecule: messenger RNA, 657 nt
Organism: Thlaspi arvense
Lineage: Eukaryota; Viridiplantae; Streptophyta; Magnoliopsida; Brassicales; Brassicaceae
Source: the annotation of a GenBank genome assembly
AUGGUGAGCCCAUUUAGAUCUCCAUGUUCUUCGCCAAGAAGAUCAAGAAAAGAGAGCAAGAACCCUUAUUCAAACCGUGGACUUGAAAAAUUCUCUGAGCUUCUCUCGGUGCUCGACGAGAAGAGACAGAGCAUAUACUCGAAGAAGCUCGAUUCCGGUGGCCCGCCUCUUGUCCGAUUCGUGUUCACAAGCUCCGGCGAGUGUGUCCCCGUCGUGAUCAAAUCAUCUUAUCUUCAUAAAAAACAGAAGAAGACCAAAGAUGUUGCUGCGGCUAAAGUCAAACCAGUGGUCAACGAAUCGAAAACGGAGGAAACUAAGAAAACAGAGCCUGAAACAGAGCAGAAACACGUCUGUGUUUUGAACGAGAAUCUGAAGAAGAUCACGAACGAGAAUUUGAAGAAGAUGACGAGACCGAAUCAUUUCUUUCCCGUGACUAUGAUCUUGGUUCUUGUUUUCUUGGUUUUCUUUGGAAGAUCUGCUGCGAUUAUGUGCACUUGUAUCGUUUGGUACUUGGUUCCAACGAUCAAGGAACAAAGCAGACACAAAGGAUCUUCAUCAUAUGCAAUGAAGAAGAGAGAUUUCGCUAGGAAAUUGAGUAUCGAAGACAGAGCAUCGUUUAACCCAAGAACUGUUCGUGAUAAUUCUCCUCUCAAGUAG